Molecule: messenger RNA, 4800 nt
Organism: Bufo gargarizans (Asiatic toad)
Lineage: Eukaryota; Metazoa; Chordata; Amphibia; Anura; Bufonidae
Product: ATP-binding cassette sub-family C member 10-like
Exons: 13
Coding region: 69-2741 (890 amino acids)
Biological process (GO): transmembrane transport
Cellular component (GO): membrane
Molecular function (GO): ATP hydrolysis activity; ATP binding; ABC-type transporter activity
Source: RefSeq, a predicted model, not a curated record
GUUCCGCUUCCGUGAAGUGAGCUGCCGGGAGCGGGAGGGAAGUGAGGGUCUCGUCUGCUGUGGAUGUGAUGGAAGAUGUCCUUGUCCAGCUCUGUGGCUCCCGCUCCUCGGACCCGGUUCCAAUCUGGGUCCAUGGACAUGUCGGCGUUUGCUUCAAUCACCUUCUCAUCAGCUGCAUCCCUCAUGUUCUCCUAGCUGUGAGCAGUGCAUGUCACGCUGGAGCUCCCAGGCAUGGCAUUUCUGGCUGCACGAGUACUCCAUGGCUGUGCAGGACUUGCAUCUCCUUCGUCAUAUCGUGCCUUUGUGCUGCUGAUUUGGUCCUUGGAGCUCUUUUUCCCCAUGAAGUUACCACCAAUUUAGAGGUCCUUAACGGGAGUGUGUCCUGCUUAGCUUGGAUCACCCACUUUCUAUCACUCCUCAACCUCCGAAAGUCCUGCUAUGGAAAUACUCGGGGACCUGUGAGUCUGAUGUUUGCGGUCCUCCUGGUGACCCCGUCAGUGGUGAUUACGAUGGUGUGGCUGUGUGAGGAGGGAGCAGUGAGGUCACCUCUGAACAUGGUGCUGGUCUCCCGCUUCUCGGUGUCAUGUCUUCGCCUCUUUUGCAUCAUCAUUUAUUUAUGCGCCUUUCUUGUCCCUCCUCGUCACCUCACGUCUCCUGCCGUUGUCUCCGUCAAUGAUGAUGGUGAAUAUUCUCCUUUGGUCGCCUCGUUCCACGACAGUGAUGAGGAACCAGCAGAGGACGGUGAAAGUUGGUUGUCACGAUUCUUCUACUUUUGGAUGAAGCCCCUGCUACAAAGAGGAGCAUGUGGAGGACUGAAGUGCCCUCAGGAUGUUUAUCUUUUGCCCCGUCAACUCCAAACACCAAGGAUCCGCAGGAACUUGUUCUCUAAGCGUGGCCCCGGAGCCCCGCGCCUCCUUUGGGCGCUGCACUCCUGUUUCGGAGCUCAUUAUUACUCCCUGGGAGUCCUGAAGCUUGUCUCCUGUGCUCUGAUCUUCAUGGGGCCUGUGCUGCUUAAUCUCCUGGUAAAUUUCAUGGAGACAAGGCAGGAGGCUCUCAGCUGGGGUGUGCUGUACACCAUCGGACUCUUCACCACUGGACUUCUUGGUGCCCUGGUUCAGAAUCAGUUCACACAUCAGAUUAACAAGCUGAUGCUAUCCGUGCGAGCCUCAGUGGUCACCAGCAUCUACCAGAAGACCCUCCGCGGGGAGGGGACUGGCCUGGCCACGUUCUCCCCAGGGGAAAUCGUCAACUUCAUGAGCACAGAUGCUGAUCGGAUAUCGAACUUCUGCCGCAGCUUCCAUGAACUCUGGAGCCUCCCGGUGCAGUUCUCAGUCACACUCUACCUCAUGUACUUGCAGGUGGGCAUUGCCUUUCUUGGGUGUCUGGGCCUGGCACUUCUACUGGUGCCCCUCAACAAAAUCAUCGCCAGCCGUAUCAUGCACAACAACAAAGAAAUGCUGCAACAUAAGGAUGCCCGGGUCAAGCUGGUGACUAAGCUCCUGUCCGGGAUGCGGGUGGUGAAGUUUUACACGUGGGAGGAACAUUUUGCCCGUCUGGUGUCUACGUUACGGGCGCGUGAGCUGCGCAGUCUUCGUGCUAUUAAGCUUCUGGACGCGGUGUGUAUUUACCUGUUUGCAGCACAACCCGUCCUUAUAUCCAUCAUCACAUUCAUCACCUAUGUGUUGCUUGGACACCAGCUGACUGCGGCUAAGGUGUUCACCUCCUUGGCUCUGGUGGGGAUGUUAAUUCCGUCCCUCAAUAACUUCCCCUGGGUGCUGAAUGGAGUUUUGGAAGCCAAGGUGUCCCUGGAGAGGGUGGAGAGCUUCCUGGGGCUCCCGGAGCAGGACCUGCUGCGCUACUACCGGGUGGAAGCUCCUUCUAGGGAUGGACGUCUGGCGGUGGAGAUGAGGAACGCCACCUUCUCCUGGGGGCCAGAGGUCAAGGAAUCCGGAUCCUUCACCCUCUUCAUUCAGCAGCUGUCUGUGAAGGAGGGCGUGCUGCUGGCGGUUGUCGGGAAGGUUGGCUGCGGGAAGAGCUCGUUACUCUCAGCGAUCACCGGAGAAAUUGGCAGGCUGGGCGGAGACUUGUUUGUCGCCCACCAGGAGUUUGGAUUUGGGUUUGUAGCUCAGGAGUCGUGGAUCCAGUUCGCCACCAUCCGAGAGAACAUCCUGUUUGGGAAGGAGUACGACGAGCGCCUGUACAAGGAGGUGCUGGAGACCUGCGCCCUGAGCCCGGACCUCAGCAUUUUGCCAGCUGGUGACCAGACAGAGGUCGGGGAGAAUGGCGUGACAUUGAGCGGAGGGCAGAAGGCUCGGGUAAGCCUGGCCCGGGCUGUAUAUCAGGAGAAGGACAUUUACCUCCUGGAUGACCCCCUGGCCGCAGUAGACACAGAUGUGGCCGCUCACCUCAUGGACAGAUGCAUUCUGGGUAUUCUCAGACACAAGACAAGGAUCCUCUGCACCCACCGCACCGAACUGCUGGAGAAAGCGGACGUCAUCGUACUGAUGGAGGGCGGCGAAAUUGUCUGCACAGGUCCACCAGAAGAAGUCUUACCUCGGGUGCAGAAAUCUCCUAAGUUAACCCCAUCUUCUCUGCAGACCUCAGGUGAUGGUCCACCAGAAGAAGUCUUACCUCGGGUGCAGAAAUCUCCUAAGUUAACCCCAUCUUCUCUGCAGACCUCAGGUGAUGGUGUGUAUCUAUGUCAUUGCUUGUGGAGCUGUGGGGGUUCUGCACCAUUGUAGGUGCACCGCUGGGCUGUGUCUGUGCAGGGCAUGGAGAUGUGGGGGUGACAUAUCCCAGGAGACCCCCGCAGACCAGGCACGUUCUCCUUACAGUUAUGAGGAAAAUGGCGCCCCCCCCUCCCCCAACCCUCUUGUAAGUUAUCUGCUUUAUGUGACAGGACAUAAUAUAAUCAUCCGGGCCUUAGAAGGUCUAAUAAUGAGGAAACUCCAGCCUCAGAUGAAAACUAAGUGCUCCCUAUACAAGUGCCCACCGAUGACUCCAUAUACAAGUGCCCCCCGAUGGCUCCCUAUACAAGUGCCCCCCGGUGACUCCCUAUACAAGUGCCCCCCGAUGACUCCCUAUACAAGUGCCCCCCGAUGACUCCCUAUACAAGUGCCCCCCGAUGACUCCCUAUACAAGUGCCCCCCGAUGACUCCCUAUACAAGUGCCCCCCGAUGACUCCCUAUACAAGUGCCCCCCAAUGACUCCCUAUACAAGUGCCCCCCAAUGACUCCCUAUACAAGUGCCCCCCGAUGGCUCCCUAUACAAGUGCCCCCCGAUGGCUCCCUAUACAAGUGCCCCCCGAUGACUCCCUAUACAAGUGCCCCCCGAUGACUCCCUAUACAAGUGCCCCCCGAUGACUCCCUAUACAAUUGCACCCCAAUGACUCCAUAUACAAGUUCCCCCCGAUGACUCCAUAUACAAGUUCCCCCCGAUGACUCCAUAUACAAGUGUCCCCCGAUGACUCUAUAUACAAGUGGCCCCCCCGAUGACUCCAUAUACAAGUGCCCCCCGAUGACUCCCUAUACAAGUGCCCCUCAUGAUUCCAUAGCUUGUAGCAGCACCUUCAGCAGCAGUAACUCGAGGUCCUGGUUUUCUAAGGUUUGAGGAUGUCCGUUUUGUUCUCUUAAAGGGGUUGUGGCGAGUGUAAGUUAUCCUCCAUCCACAGGAUAGGACAUAACUAUCUAAUCGCUGGGGGUCUGACUGCUGGGACCCCUACUGAUGAUGAGCUCUGGGGUCCUUUUAUCCAUUCUGAUGCAGGUUGUGCGUGCACCCUGUUGCUCCAUCAGAAUGGAGAAACGGGACCCCUGUUCUCGUGAUCACUGGGGGUUCCUGCGGUCAGACCCUCCACGAUCAGUUAGUUAUGCCCUAUCCUGUGGAGCAGCACUUGGUUCCCUUCUUUCUCAGCCGUUCUGCUGUACAUUUGCUGCUGUGCUCAGGGUCAUUGUCCGUUUCCGUGACCCAGUUUCGGCCAAGUGUUGGAUAGAUGCCUCACACCUAACUCUAGAAUUCCUUGAUAUACAGAGUUGCUCAUGGUUGAGUCAUUGACUGCAAGGUGCCCGAGUCCUGUUACCGUAAAACCAACCCCAACCUCCCCCUCCACCCCUGUGCUGGCAGUUGGUAUGAGGGGUCUUCACAAGACAUGGAGCUGUGCGUUAAUGGCAAACAUCUUUGGUCUGUUCAUUCCAAACAAGAUUGGCCCAGAAGUCUGUGGUUUGUUCAGACGUAGCCUGCACUGCCAUGUUGUUCUUCUCCUGACAACCCUCGCACACAAGCCACACUUCUCCAGUCUUUUUCUAAUUGUCAUGAACUUGACCGUGUAACCUGCGGACUGAGGCCGGGAGAGUCUUGGGUUUCUUGCAGUUCCUCUGAGCGCUGCACAGUCUGACCUUGGGGUGACUUUCCUGGGACGUCCAUUCUUGAUGAAGUUGUCAGAUGUCUUGAAUAAUUCCCACAUACGAAUGGUCUUUCUUGCUGUAGAAUGAUGGACUUCAGAUGGUUUGGCAUUAUAACCAUUCCAGAUUGAUGGCAGCAACAACUGCUUCUCUCCGAUCACUACUGAGGUCUUCAAUACCCCAGUCCAGCAAACUAACAAACCUUCUUCGUUUAGGGUGACUUCACAAAUUUUGAUGACUCAAACUCAGUUCUAUUCACCUGAAUGGGGCUAAGAGACAUCGAUGCACGUCGCCCACUGAAAUGAAGGGAACUGAUCUUCAUUCGCAGAAAUUUCUGCAACAAAAUCCACAGUGUGUGCAGGCGUCCUUAUAGAGGGGAUCACACUGGACGUAAAACCAGAGA